Molecule: messenger RNA, 465 nt
Organism: Fraxinus pennsylvanica
Lineage: Eukaryota; Viridiplantae; Streptophyta; Magnoliopsida; Lamiales; Oleaceae
Source: the annotation of a GenBank genome assembly
AUGGUGGGAAUUUUCUCAAGAUUUUCUGUCAGCAAAGCUGGUCAUCGGAGGACUCAAAGUGCACUUGAUGAAAGGGAAGUAUUGCCUUCUAGUUCAGAGGUGGCGGGUGUUGUUACUUCAGCUGCAGCUGUAGCUGCAUCUGCAUCUGCAGCUGCCACACACGGGAUUGAAGUUGCUGUGGAAUUCAAGCCGAUUGAACACCCUACUGAACCACUUGACAAUGAUCAGCCAAUACAGUGUCCAUUACCCGAACCAUCAAUUCUUAAUGAUGGAAGAAUAUGGAAGGAGCGAGUGUCUUCAGGCUUUCAAAGGAGGACUGAUAUGCCGAACAUUCCUAAACCACCAACUCCUGUAGAAUCCGUGACUCCUGGAACAAAACCUCGGCCCCCUAAUCGAGUUAUUCUGCCAUCAGUCAGUGCCCCAGAACACAGCAUCCUUAAGCUACUCGAAGAGUCUGGUAUCUGA